CCUAAGAAAAACAACUUUGCCUUAGAAAGAAUUUGUUCCUACAUAGUUAUGCAAAAAUUGUUGUUCUAAGUUGAAGCAUAUAUAUACAUAUUGUAAGAAAAAAAAGAAUGGUAAGAGCGUUGGAACAAGAACAGGAAAAUAACAAGGCGAGGGUGUGCCACAUUCGUGGAUUGAAUAGAGAGGGUAGUGGAACCAACAAUGGCAUGAGGCGCGGCCAUUCGCAAAGUAUGAUCCUCGAAAGCACGAGUUCAGAGGAGAUGGUAGAGGAUCCUAGGAGCACAAAAAGUUAUGCUUCUAAGAUGGAACAACAACCUUUGCCUAAGCAAAAGAUUGGUGCAACAUUGGAUAAGGAUCAAGGUCUAGGUCCGCGCUCAAGAUUGGCACCCAAUGCUGGAGCUGAUAGAGAUACCCUUUACAAAGAUAUGGAUAUGAUGAAGGAAAAGUUUGCUAAGUUGCUCCUAGGAGAAGAUAUGUCUGGUGGUGGAAAGGGUGUAUCUUCUGCUUUGGCUUUGUCAAAUGCCGUCACAAAUUUAGCAGCAUCUGUGUUUGGAGAACAGAGGAAAUUAGAACCAAUGGCUCCAGAAAACAGGGCAAGAUGGAAGAAGGAAAUUGAUUGGCUUCUAUCUGUUACGGAUCAUAUUGUUGAAUUUGUUCCUUCUCAACAAAAAUCCGCGAAUGGAACUAGUAUGGAGAUCAUGACAACGAAACAAAGAACGGAUCUUCAAAUGAACAUCCCUGCUCUCAAAAAGCUUGAUGCCAUGCUAAUGGAUUGCCUAGACAAUUUCAAGGAUCAAAAUGAAUUCUAUUAUGUGGCUAAAGAUGCUGAUGAAUCAGAAAAGGGAUCAAAGAGAGAGGACAAAUGGUGGCUACCUACAGUUAAAGUUCCUGCAAACGGUCUAUCAGAAGUCACGAAGAAAUGGCUUCAGUUUCAGAAGGAUUCUGUCAACCAAGUGCUCAAGGCCGCAAUGGCUAUAAAUGCACAAGUCUUGUCAGAAAUGGAAAUCCCUGAAAACUACAUCGAAGCCUUGCCAAAGAACGGACGAGCUAGCCUUGGAGAUGUAAUUUACAAAAGCAUAACAGUUGAAUAUUUCGAUCCUGAGCAAUUUUUUACAACAAUGGACUUAUCAUCAGAGCACAAGAUUCUUGACCUUAAAAACAGAAUUGAGGCUUCAGUAGUGAUUUGGAGGCGAAAGAUGACCAACAAAGAUGCCAAGUCUCCUUGGGGUUCAGCCGUUAGUAUAGAGAAGAGAGAACUAUUUGAAGAAAGAGCAGAGACCAUUUUACUAAUCAUCAAGCAGCGUUUUCCUGGAAUCUCUCAAUCCCAACUCGAUAUCAGCAAGAUACAAUUCAACAAGGAUGUGGGUCAUGCACUACUAGAGAGCUACUCAAGAAUCCUAGAAAGUUUAGCACACACAGUGUUAUCGCGCAUUGAGGAUGUUCUAUACGCGGAUUCUCUUGUACAAAAUCCAUCUCUUGCGCAAAAAAAGAGGAACCCCUUGACAGAUAUCAAGAUCACUUCAACAAAGUUCCCAAAUGCAGAUGAAGAGAUAGAGAGGCUAAAUGCAGUAGGAACACCUCCAUCAAUGACACUCUCGGACUUCAUGGGAUGGACUAUGGAUAAUGGUGAAGCAGAUUUAAAAGCAAAGGAGGGAUCAGGAAACGAAGAUUCCUUUGAUUUAAAAGCAAAACUUGCAAACAUUGCGAUUCCUAAGAAGAUAUCCUAUCUAGAGAAUUUGGGUGGUUUAAGAAGUCCAACAUCGCGCCAUUGACAAGAUGUUAAGUUGUAGAGAGACAGAGAAAAGCACUUCUUAAAACAGCAGAAAUCGCGGUGUAGAGAGAUAUAUGCUAAAACCCAGUUGUAAGUUGUAACUCAUUAAAAGUUCCCUUACAGUUUAGUUAUUCACUUCCCUUGUUUUGACAGUUGGGGAAGCUAAUGUAUGCAUUGGGUUUGAAGCAAAAAACUGUUCUGCUUUCAUCAGCAUAUACUAAUUGUCUUUGUA
Molecule: messenger RNA, 2000 nt
Organism: Beta vulgaris subsp. vulgaris (sugar beet)
Lineage: Eukaryota; Viridiplantae; Streptophyta; Magnoliopsida; Caryophyllales; Amaranthaceae
Product: rop guanine nucleotide exchange factor 12
Exons: 7
Coding region: 108-1769 (553 amino acids)
Molecular function (GO): guanyl-nucleotide exchange factor activity
Source: RefSeq, a predicted model, not a curated record